Molecule: messenger RNA, 918 nt
Organism: Ostreococcus tauri
Lineage: Eukaryota; Viridiplantae; Chlorophyta; Mamiellophyceae; Mamiellales; Bathycoccaceae
Exons: 1
Coding region: 1-918 (305 amino acids)
Source: RefSeq, a predicted model, not a curated record
AUGCGCGCGCGCACACGCGUUCGCCCCGAAUCCACCCCCGAACGCGCUCGUGGCGGUGGACACACGCGUGCAUCCGUCUCGACCGCGUCCCGUCGCGCGCGGCGCGCGUGUGCGCGCGUGACGUCGACGAAUGCAUCAUCACGCGCCAAGGACAAGAUUUGCAUCUUACCCGGUCUCGGCAACGCGAGCGGUGAUUACGACGCCCUCGCCGCGCUGUUUCGCGCCCGUGGACACGCGGUCGCCAUAGCGCCCGUGUCCCGGGUGGAUUGGUUGCGAAACGCCGCGGGAGCGGUGACCGCGGAGUAUUGGCGCGGGACGCUCGCGCCGAGGCCGUUCGUCGACUGGUACCUCGAGCGCAUCGAGCGCGCGUGCGGUGCGUUGGACGACGAACGCGGUGACGCCAUCGCGCUCGUCGCGCACUCCGCGGGGGGGUGGUUGGCGAGGGUGUACGUCGACGCGUACGCGACGGACGCGCGCGCGCGGUCGGUGGGAAAACUGGUCACGCUCGGGUCGCCGAUGAAACCGGUGGACGCGAGCGCGCCGGGGGUGAUCGAUCAGACGCGAGGGAUAUUGAAUUGGGUCGAAGAAAAUUGUAGGAGUGCCGAGGCGUACGAAACCGAGCUCGGGAUCGAGGUGACGUGCGUGGCGGGGACGUACGCGCGCGGGUCCGAAGACGUCGCGAACGUCGCCGCGUUCGGCAUCGGCCUGGGGUAUAAGAUGGUGUGCGGCAAGGCGGACGUCGAGGGCGACGGCAUCACCCCGUGCGAGACCGCCAUCAUGGACGGCGCGCGGGGUUUGAUCUUGCCCGGGGUGUAUCACACCCCGCUCGGGUCGUCGACGACGAGCGCGAAACCGCGCGCGUGGUACGGAAGCGAAAAAAUCUUCAACUCGUGGGUCCGCGACGUCUUCGGCGAGUGA